Drosophila virilis is the source of this 1408-nucleotide messenger RNA. RefSeq names its product Odorant receptor 46a (gene Or46a). Gene Ontology annotation, cellular component: plasma membrane. The record is from RefSeq and is a predicted model, not a curated record. Gene Ontology annotation, molecular function: odorant binding; olfactory receptor activity. Lineage: Eukaryota; Metazoa; Arthropoda; Insecta; Diptera; Drosophilidae. Gene Ontology annotation, biological process: sensory perception of smell; detection of chemical stimulus involved in sensory perception of smell.
UUUCUUAUAUUUCAUAAUUAUAUUUUAUAUUUGCCUACGGCUUGAUUCUUUUGGUGCCCAAAGUUAUGUUCAAUGAAUUCAUUUAAAUUUAAUACCGAUUAAUGUACUUUAACGAGUUUUUAAUUGUCUACGCAAUGCCCUUAAAAGGCCUAGUCCAUCUCAGGACCCACAAUAGUUGCAGCCCAAGCGUUAUAGGAAAUGAAUCUUAGUUUUGAUAGGUCUGUGGAGGUGUUUUACACGGGUCAGAAGCGCAUUCUGGACUGGUAUUCGCUUUGGCCGCAGCAGGUGCGCUGGAAACGUGUGCUGCACGGUAUCAAUUUCUGGCUUGUUUUCGGCUUCCGGAUGAUGAUCUUAAAUUUCAUGUUAGUGAUGUACAUUGGAAUCAAUAUACGGCAUAUGAGCGAGGUAAUGAAGGGUUUCUUUUUGCUGGCCACAAGCGUUAGCUAUUCCAUAAAGCUAUACUCCUUUAAGUGUAAUAACGUGGCCCUGCUCCAGAUACUUGCCAAUCUACACGAUCCACUAUUCCGGCCGGGCAGCCCGGAGGAGCAGCGAAUCUUUGUGGACGCCAGGGAAUUAAGUCGUACUGUCCGUAAUUUUUAUGGAACUUUCUCGCUCUGUACUCUAAGUACAAUGCUCUUUACACAAUAUAUCAUCGAUAAUAGCGAACUGCCACUGGUUAGCUAUGAUCCUUUCAAUGGUGCACCCGGCUCCUUUUGGUACUGCAUCCUGUACAUUUAUCAAUGUGUUUCACUCUCGACCGGCUGCUUUAUGAAUAUAUCCGUCGAUUCGCUCUGCUGUUCCAUAUGUAUCUUUAUUCGCUGUCAAUUAGAUAUUUUGGCAUUGCGACUGCAAAAUAUUGGACACAAUUGCGAUCUGGAGGGCACAAAGAAAGGCGCCGAAGUGGAGCGGCUACUGAAGAAUUGCAUUUGCUACCACAUGAAGAUUGUCCAAUUGGCAGCUGAUACAGAGGCUUUGGUCAACAAACCCAUAUCGGCGCAAAUAUUCUGCUCUGUGCUGGUCUUAACAGCCAACUUCUAUGCCAUGACGCAGCUAUCCGAUGAAAAGCUGUUUCUUAUGAAAAUGGUAAAUUACCAAGUCUGUAUGCUCAUGCAGAUCUUUAUAUUAUGCUAUUUUGCGGGCGAGAUAACACAGCGCAGUCUGGGCCUGCCCCACGAUCUGUACAGAUCCAAUUGGGUGGAUUGGCAGCGGUCCAAUCGGCGGCUGCUGUUGAUGCUGAUGCAACGUCUGGAUAUUCCCAUACGUAUGAGGACAAUAAAUGCCAGCCAUGCCUUUGACCUGGAGCUGUUCGGUUCGGUGAGUUGUGACUGUAUUUUGCGCACUGUAAAAUAUUCCAUAAUGAGCGGCUCAUUAGGGCUAAUUAGCCUGCGUGUCCUUGCGUAAGCUGGCC